Molecule: messenger RNA, 904 nt
Organism: Cuscuta campestris
Lineage: Eukaryota; Viridiplantae; Streptophyta; Magnoliopsida; Solanales; Convolvulaceae
Source: the annotation of a GenBank genome assembly
AUGUUUUACUUGGAGGUGAAAAGAUUCAACUACAAGCUCACACAAACAUACUCAACUGUGACACCUUUUUUCCUGGAAUGUCUUAAGCGGCAUCAAGACGACAUUGACAAGAAAAUUAAAACCAAAGAAGAUGUUGGAAGCGUUUCAAACUUGACAGCUGAAGUGUUUGGUUUUGCAAGAAAGUGUGCUUUCCCAUGGGCCCGAUCAGAUUUUGUAUAUAUGCCACUGAAUACUGGGGGGCAUUGGGUCCUGCUAGUGUUAGCGGCGGAGUCCAAAAUAGUAUGGGUUUAUAAUUCAAAGGGAGGGAGAUCUCUUAAAGACAUUGCUGAAUAUAGUACUUGCAUCAAAUGCCUUCUACCCAAGUUAAUGGAUUUGUGUGAUGUCUACAUUAAUCAUCCUACUGGACCAAUGGGAGACAACAAGCUUGAUUUGAAGGCUGCAGAUUUUUGCCCAAAACAGAUUGAUGCUGGGAGUUGUGGUAUGUUUGUGCUUAAAAUUGCAGAGUACCUCAUGAUGGAUAUGGACAUUAGGGACAUUCGUACAGAUCAGAUGGCAGCAUAUAGGAUGAAGAUGGCUACAGAGCUAGUUCGAUUUGCAGAGUCAAAUAUGGCUGCAAAGGAGUGACUAUAAAACAUAUUGAUGUUAUUAUCUGUUCUGUGUAUUGAGCUAGUUGAAAUUUCUAUUGCUAUUUUUGCUUUGUAUGAUGAAACCUUUGGUGUAUGACAACAAUGCAUAUGGUCAGUGAUGGUCAUUGGCAUAUUGCAUUGUGACUUAGUUUCAUUCUGUGCUAGAAUUCUGUGUUUGGGUACAUGUGCCUUUGUUGUGUUUUAAAGUAAUGUGAAAGUGAAACUGUUGAAAUUGUGUUGUGUUAAACGUGUUUUUUAAAUCAAUUCUAGUGAAAUAA